Salvelinus fontinalis (brook trout) is the source of this 3955-nucleotide messenger RNA. RefSeq names its product cGMP-dependent protein kinase 1-like. The coding region runs from base 451 to 2484 and encodes 677 amino acids. Gene Ontology annotation, biological process: protein phosphorylation. NCBI's taxonomy places the organism in Eukaryota, Metazoa, Chordata, Actinopteri, Salmoniformes, Salmonidae. The transcript is spliced from 17 exons. Gene Ontology annotation, molecular function: ATP binding; cGMP-dependent protein kinase activity. The record is from RefSeq and is a predicted model, not a curated record.
AGACAAUUUCGCAUGUAAGUGCUGGAUCAAUUUACAUAAAACUACGUCAUCCACUGCCUCAUAUGGUCAUUUAUCCUAUUUCAGGAAUAUAGUUUAAGGUUGAGAGUAAUAAUUAGAAUGAUUUUGGAAAUGCUGUCCUAUGUUUAGUUUCUGUUGUUCAACGUUGAACGGCAGUCUCUGCACGCAUUGUGCUUGAAAGCAGCAGACCUAAUUGGUUUCUCAUUGAGAUAUAACCAUUAGUCAGUCCACCACGCUUGGGACUGAGGAAAAGCAGCACUCAGCAUUCCCUGUCGCCGUUACUCAACUGUCAUCCCUACAGUGAGCUGAACCGUUUGGACGAUUUGAUCUCCAUAUUGCUACCUCCGAAUUUUUGGAGUUUAAGUAGCGUAUCGCAUUGGAUCCUAAUUCAUCUUUUGUUCCCGCCUGGAGAAAGUUUGUUCAGGUUCCAACAUGAGUGAUUUAGAAGAAGACUUCAAAAAUAUUAUUUUGAUAAAAGAGGAGAGAAUUAAGGACAUGGAGAUGCGUCUCGCCGAAAAGGAAGAAGAGAUCCACGAAUUAAAACGAAAACUGCACAAAUGUCAAUCCGUUCUGCCCAGCGCGCAGAUAAUUGGACCUAGAACCAGGCGCGCCCAAGGCAUCUCGGCGGAACCGCAAGCUUACCGAACCUUCCAGGAGUUAAACAGUGAAGCAUUUCGGAAACAUUCCAAGUCUGACAGGUCCAAGGACUUAAUCAAGGAGGCCAUUCUUGACAACGACUUCAUGAAGAACCUUGAGCUUUCUCAGAUCCAAGAGAUCGUUGACUGUAUGUACCCAGUUGAAUAUGCCACAGACAGCUGCAUCAUCAAAGAAGGGGAUGUGGGCUCAUUGGUGUAUGUGAUGGAAGAUGGGAAGGUGGAGGUGACCAAGGAGAGCAUGAAGCUGUGCACCAUGGGACCUGGGAAGGUGUUUGGAGAGCUGGCCAUCCUUUACAACUGCACCAGGACGGCCACCGUCAAGACCCUCACUAAUGUGAAGUUAUGGGCCAUCGACCGCCAGUGUUUCCAGACCAUUAUGAUGAGGACAGGCCUCAUCAAACAUGCCGAAUAUAUGGAGUUUCUAAAGAGUGUUCCAACAUUCCAAGGCCUUUCAGAAGAAAUACUAAGCAAGCUUGCUGACGUGAUGGAAGAGACGCACUACGGGGACGGGGAGUUCAUCAUCAGACAGGGAGCCAGAGGGGACACCUUCUUCAUCAUCAGCAAGGGAAAGGUGAACGUCACCAGGGAGGAUUCUUCAAAUGACAUGCCUGUGUACCUGCGAGGCCUGGGCAAAGGAGACUGGUUUGGGGAGAAAGCCCUGCAGGGCGAGGACAUCAGGACGGCUAAUGUGAUCGCUGCUGAAGCUGUCACCUGCCUGGUCAUUGACAGAGAUUCAUUUAAGCACUUGAUCGGGGGCCUCGAGGACGUCUCAAACAAAGGUUAUGAGGAUGCAGGGGCCAAAGCCAAAUACGAAGCGGAGAACGCCUUCUUCUGUAACCUGAAGCUGGUGGACUUCAACAUCAUUGACACGUUGGGAGUCGGAGGUUUCGGACGCGUGGAGCUGGUAGGAUGUUUAAAUAAAGUGCAGCUCAAAAGUGAUGAGAUCAAAACGUUUGCGAUGAAGAUCCUGAAGAAGAGGCACAUCGUGGACACGCGGCAACAGGAGCACAUCCGCUCUGAGAAGCAGAUCAUGCAGGAGGCUCACUCGGACUUCAUUGUCAGGCUAUAUAGGACAUUCAAAGAUGCCAAGUAUCUCUACAUGUUGAUGGAGGCUUGCCUUGGGGGAGAGCUCUGGACCAUACUUAGGGACAGAGGUUCAUUUGAAGACUCGACCACACGGUUCUACACAGCCUGUGUGGUGGAGGCCUUCGCUUACCUGCAUUCCAAAGGGAUCAUCUACAGAGAUCUCAAACCAGAGAACCUCAUCCUGGAUCACAGAGGCUAUGCCAAGCUGGUGGACUUUGGCUUUGCCAAGAAGAUUGGGUUUGGGAAGAAGACAUGGACUUUCUGCGGGACCCCGGAGUACGUGGCACCUGAGAUCAUCCUGAACAAGGGGCACGACAUCUCCGCUGACUACUGGUCGUUGGGGAUCCUCAUGUACGAACUCCUGACUGGAAGCCCGCCAUUUUCAGGGCCAGAUCCAAUGAAGACAUAUAAUAUUAUCCUGAGAGGAAUCGACAUGAUUGAAUUUCCAAAGAAGAUCACCAAAAAUGCUGCCAAUUUGAUAAAGAAACUAUGCAGGGACAAUCCUUCGGAAAGACUUGGAAACUUGAAAAAUGGAGUCAAAGAUAUCCAAAAGCACAAAUGGUUUGAAGGCUUUAACUGGGAGGGGUUGAGGAAAGGAACCCUGACUCCUCCAAUCAUCCCUGAUCUCUCGUCGUCAACUGACACAAGCAACUUUGACAGUUUCCCAGAGGACAACGAUGACCCUCCUCCAGAUGACAUGUCUGGCUGGGACACAGAUUUUUAAAUCCAUGUGUAGUAGCCUCUCUGGCCACUCCCCCUUUCCUGGGGAAGCCCUUCAAGGGUUUGGCUGCAGAGCACAGAUAGACAGACAGACAGUUGAUGAUGCUGUGAACCGACAGUGACAGUGAAGGGGGCAGUCGUACCGCUCUGGGUCACCGAGAUGCCUUCACCGAUGUUGCUCCACUCUCCUCUGAGGUGACAUUGGGACUAAUGGUCUAGCUGACAGAAGUCCCCUUCAGUCUCCCAACAUCACCAUCAACCAUGGAUCGCCUCAUGGAGAGUUUUUUAUUUUUUUUGUCACAUAUUUGUAUAUUUAGGUUUAUGUUGUGGCUGUUAGCACUUACCAGUGUUUUCAGUGAUUACUUGUGAUACUGAGUCGAGUGGGACUGAGAGGGAGAUUCCAGCUGUCUGUUGUAGCGUCUUCAGGACCACGAUUCCAACAGGGGGGUUGACACUCUUCUAAACGCUUGUCAUCAAUAAUCGAAAUGUUAUUUUUUACAAGUUCCUUUGUAUCAUAUUACACUCAUGAUUACAGCACAUAAAGAUUAUAUAUUGUAUAUAAUGCGUACUGUAUUCCAUUCAAAAACACACACAAGCAUACACACAAUUGAACACGUGUAAUUACACCGUUUAUAGCAAAGUUGUUUGAUUGAUAAAACUAUUUUGCCAAAUUGAAUUGCAAGGACAUAUUUGACUUUCAAUGUAUUACCAUUUAGUUAUUUAUUAAGUAAAGGGAUGAUCGAGCCAUCGAGUGGGGCCACUAGAGGGCAAACUGGUACUGAUACAAAAACAGGCUUACCAGAGGGACACAGGAGAUGAUGUCAAACACUGGGAAUUUUGGGCGAUAGAAAGUGGACUUUGAUACAUGACAAAAUACAGUCCGUCUGUCAUAUAGAGAUUAUUCUACAAUUCACAUUGUUCAUUUCCCAUCAACAUGGACCUUACAGAAUGAUCAUUUCUAAAUGACUGCCAUUCUACAGGCCUCAAAUACAUUAUCAUAAUUUCAAAUGUUUAUACUAACUUUGAAAACACUAUGAAUAUUAUUUAUUGUAGGACCAGAAGUAAAUAUUUGUGUACAUAAAUAUGUAGUGCUGAUAUUUUUGUGAUAUGUAUAUGAGUAGGAUAUACUUAUGAAAAUCAUUAUUUAAUUUGAAUAUUUGUGUUUGAAUGUUUUGUCAAAUGAAAUAUCGUGACAUAUUUCCUCAAGCUUGAAUUAUCUUUUCAUCUUAUCGCCAUCAUCCACUGAAUGACUGUGAAGUCGCUCACCCCAGUACUGAGCAUCAUUACAUGGCUUUUUGGCAUUAUUGAAAGUGCCUUAACUCGAUGGCAUCCAAAAUAUAUCUUCAAUAUUUGUUUUAAUGCUGCAUGACCAGGUCAGACAACGUAAACUGUCGUCGUUAUUUGGCUCGUUGCUUUUUUAUAGUCCAGCUAUUUGUAUGCCUUUUUUCUUACAAUAAAAUUUUACUUUCAAUCAA